UCCAAUUGACUUCUCUGACGGACGUGUCCUCAUGGCCGGCAUCCUGGUCAGAAAUUUUGUUGGUAGACGCAUUCAUGGGCUUCACGGUGUGCGACCCAGUGCACCGUCGCUAUAUCAUGCUGCCGGCCAUCCCCGUUGACCUGAACGCGCUGGUCCAUAAACGGGAACUCCUCGAAGUGGAGACUUUCCUUGCUCCCGGUGAGGACAAGAAGGACCCCUUGUCAUUCAGGGUGAUAUGCUUGGCGCAAUGCAGAAUGAAUCUGUUGCUUCUGGUCUUCUCCUCACUGAAUGGACAAUGGCAUGUUCUUACUUAUGACCAAUGGGGUACGUCGGCCACACUUGCUUCAUUUGUGAAGUCUGAUCCUGGGCUGUCAAGUCGUCAAUUCAUCCGUGGAUGCUUCUAUUGGCAUUUGCAAUUGCAGAACAAAUUACUUGUGCUUGACUUGCGCGCAAUGGAGUUUUCUACUGUCAACCUCCAAUCUGAGUCACUAGGGAGUAAAAGAUUUGUCCUUGUCGAGGCAGAAAAAGGAAUGCUCGGGAUGCUCACUACAGGUAACGGCUAUGAUAAGGACGUCAAAGAUCGCCGAAUUUGGCUCGCGUAUUCCAUUCUGACAAAUAACCAAUGGCAUGUGGAGAAGGUCAUCCCUUUACCGGUAAAGGAUGUGCAUCUAGUUGGUGCAGCCGGGGGAUUCCUGCUCAUGUACACGGUGUACUUAAAAUCUUCACGAGACAAGCUGGAGUUUCGAUACUUUUCGGUGGACCUUAAGACUUUCCAGGUCGAGUUGUUCGCUGCACUUUGUAAGCACUUACCUGGACGACUGUACGCUGAUUUCCCAAACCCACCUGGACGACUAUACGCUGGUUUCCCACCAUCACUGUGUGCGCCAAAUAUAUGA
Molecule: messenger RNA, 896 nt
Organism: Triticum aestivum (bread wheat)
Lineage: Eukaryota; Viridiplantae; Streptophyta; Magnoliopsida; Poales; Poaceae
Exons: 1
Coding region: 75-896 (273 amino acids)
Source: RefSeq, a predicted model, not a curated record